AUGUCGCUGCUGCAGAAUGAAGACUUCGUUCUGUACCAACUCCGCACCGCCUAUCUCUCCAGCAUCAAGGACGGCGUCGGCGAACGCCUGAUCAACGUCAACACCUCCGUCCUCAACAACCCGGCCUUCCGCGCCGCCGGCUGGCUCCCAAACGCCUCCGAGAUCAAGCGCACCUACUCGCCCCCGAUCCCCACCGCCGUCGCCUCCGACUACUUCCAGGCUCCCCGCUCAGCUGGCCUCAGCGGGCCCAACUUUGGCGAUGAUGAGGAAGAGGGCGGCAUGGUCACCGGCGGGGGCAUGAGCAACGAGACGGUUGGCCCCGGCAUGACGACGCGGAGGCGCCGCCGCAAGGAGCAGGUCGACGAGGACGACAGCAGCGAUCUGAGCGACGACAGCGACGAGGAUGCCGAGGGACAGCGCGCCGCUCAGCAGAUCAAGUUCACAAAGAUGCCCGUCCGCUCUCGCGCUGGCUCGUCGCCGCUGCAGAAGACGCGCCUGGCCGAAGCCCCCGAGAUGAUCAUGGUCACGUCGCCGUCGAGGCAUUCCGAGAGCGCACGCUUGCGCCGCGGCUCUCUGGGAGAUGUGGAAACCAAGGAGAGAGGGCGGCGAGACACGAUCACGAGCAGCGAAAUGUCGUCCGAGAACGAGCUUGAUCCGUCCGUGUUCAAGAGGAAGCAGAUCAACCCGCGUAGGGCUGCGCGAGCUACCAAUAUGCUGUCCGAAAGGAUUGAGCGGAUCGAGGAGGGCGACGGUGAGGAACUCGAGCCCGCAGAGUCGGAAGACAGUGACCUCGAUUCAGACUUUGCCGGCACGGCAGACUCGAACUCCUUGCUCGGCGUGGAUGCUGAUCCCCUCGAUUCUACUCCCCCUCCAAAAGCUAUCCCGAACAUGCCUCCAGCCAUCACUCCCCACAACUCGUCGCCGAACAAGAAAUCAAGACAGGCCCAAACCGUGCUGCCGACUUUACCACCGCCGCGGCCCAUCAGUGUUGUCCAGCCCGUUAGCGCCCUUACCCAAGCACUCAAAGCCAAAAGCAAGGCGCCCGAGGACCCAUUCCAGAGGUUUGCCAUAUUAUCUGGCAAGGGCGACCCCAGUCCCUUGUACAUCAAGAUAUAUGCGCCGUUCUCUAAGAAGCCUAGCAAGCCGUUUGAGAUGCUUCUUCGCAAGACCGUCGAUGAAGGGACCAAGGUGACAGUAGCAGAAGCUAUCGGGUUGGCCCUCUGGCGUUACCAGGAGGAAACCCUUGAGCCGCCAAUAGAUCCCCAGAAGAAGAACGUCAACUGGUGGGUUCUGAGGAUGAUCGAGGAUGAGGAGGUCGACUAUGAAUUCCCAGCGUUCAGUCGCACCCGCCCCGUCCAAGACUUUACUUCGACCAACAACCGCCCCGCCAGAGGCCGGUCACGCGACAAGCCAUGGGACGAAUUCGCCCUGGUUCAAGCAUCCCCGGAAGAGUAUGCAGAGAACGAAAAGGCCACUCCGCAGUACAGCCAAGAAGCCGUAGAAACGCCAGCGAGCGGCAGCACCAACGAGCUGCAAAAGAUGCCCUCGCCGACAGCGAUGGCCAGCUCCGCGCCGUCCAACAACUCCGCACCCACGCCCGCUCUCCUCGGCCCGUACCAGAACCCGAUCACGGGCCCGUCGUUUGCGCCCAGUGCCGCGCGCAAGGACAGCAACAACCUGCUGGACGCGCCGGCGGCGCCCGUCUCGCAGUCGGCGUCGCGCAACGGCGCGCCCAAGACGCUGACGAUCCACUUCGUGUCCGACGACUUCACGACGCGCAUCUCGCGGCUCGAAUUCACGACGGACACGUACCUAGCCGAAGUCUUCGACCGCGUAUGCCGCGACCUGCACGUCGACAAAGCGCUGUACGUGCUCAAAGUCAGCGGCACGAGCACGGUAGCGCCAUCCGACCGGACAGUGGAAGCGCUAGGCGCACGCACCGAGCUGGACCUGACACGGCGGCGAUUCGUAGGGGACGGGGCGUUCGGGCUGUCCGGCAGCCCGGGGAGUUCGAGCCCGAACGCGCCGCUGCUGAUCAGCACGGGCGGCACGCCCAAGAAGAGCAAGAAGCACGGCAGCGGCAGCGCGGGCGCCCUGCUCCACCCCCUCGCCCAGAAACACGACGCCCUGCUCAGCCUGACCGCCGCGAACGCGCCUUACAAGCGCUACAUCGUCACGCGCAAGCAGCCCAUGUCCUUCACGAGCAGCAGCACGCGCGUCCUCGCGCUGGAUGGCGAGUACAUGCACAUUAUGCCGGCGGACACGACGAUGGCGGGGGCGGGGGGCGGCGGCGGCGGCGGCACCAAGGCUGGCCAGGGCACGGGCAAGACGACUACGGUGCAUUUUUCGAGCGUGGUUGGCAGUAAGGUCAGCUCGAAGCAUCCGAAGACGUUUAGGGUCGUUGUGUAUAGGGAGCGUGAGAGUAAGCGCUAUGAUUUUGAGGCGAAGAAUAGGGAUGAGGCGGUCGAGAUUGUGCGCGAGGUGAAGAAGGGCGUGGAGAGGUUUCAAGAGGGGUGGGUUUAG
Aplosporella prunicola CBS 121167 is the source of this 2523-nucleotide messenger RNA. RefSeq lists its product as uncharacterized. NCBI's taxonomy places the organism in Eukaryota, Fungi, Ascomycota, Dothideomycetes, Botryosphaeriales, Aplosporellaceae. Gene Ontology annotation, biological process: TORC2 signaling. The coding region runs from base 1 to 2523 and encodes 840 amino acids. The transcript has 2 exons. Gene Ontology annotation, molecular function: phosphatidylinositol-4,5-bisphosphate binding. Gene Ontology annotation, cellular component: cytoplasm; TORC2 complex; plasma membrane. The record is from RefSeq and is a predicted model, not a curated record.